Molecule: messenger RNA, 1023 nt
Organism: Durusdinium trenchii
Lineage: Eukaryota; Dinophyceae; Suessiales; Symbiodiniaceae
Source: the annotation of a GenBank genome assembly
AUGAAUGUUUCAAACGUCGAGGGUGAAGAGAUCGAGCAGGAUUACCCAGUCGCUGUUUUGUGGCCUUGGGAUGUUUUAGCUGCACUAUGGGAAUCUGGUCAGUUUCUCAGGUGGGUCUCAGACCAGCCUUCUGAAGCCAGUGACCGCGUGGAAGAGUACUGGCGACAUUGUGUCAAUCUAAGCUUCUUUGACCAGCUAGACCUUCAGGAGGGAGGCUCUUUGGAAACAAAGCUAGUCUUCUUGCUCCUUCGUGAGCAAAUGAUCGUGAAGAACAAGUCCCAUGACAAAGUUGGUCACACUAUAGGGUACGUUGUCAGAACCCUUAUGACUGGAAAGUACCCCAUGACAAAUGUCAAUGGCGAGCGCUUUGACACAAGUUCGCUGCAAGCAGCAAAGGCUGGUUUGCCAUUUGCCGGAGGGUGGAGGCUUUGUUUCGCUGCCUUCAAGGGUGACUGGGAAGCCCGACAAGUAAUCCACAAGAGUACACGCUUCUACAAUGCAAAAUACAUUUGCGAGCAUUGCAUGGCAUCACGUGAGCCCCAGUUCACUUAUGGAGACUUUAGGAUGAAUGCCGCGUGCAUGAGCAAGCGGCUCACCCAUGCAGAGUAUCGCAUCCUUCAGGGAAACAAGCAAUCCUCAUGGGAAUCUGACGUCCUCCAUGUGUACCAUCAAGGAGUGGCAUGUGUCCUGAUCGCCAGCUUGGUAUGCGACACGCUGGAAUCCAAGUACGAAGGAAUCACCCUCAAGGAGAUGGACCAACGUCUUUCCCAAGAAGUUUACAAGCACUACAAAACGUGGUGCAAAGAGCGAGCCGCAUACACGACUGCAUGUUCACACAGGUUUUCGUUGGCAAGGUUCGGGAAGGACACAUGGAGCACAUAUCCAGAGUUGGGAUCCAUAUUUAAGGCAGCCGUGGUCAAAUCAAUGUUGUAUUGGUGCUUGGAUUACCUAAGAGGUGAACAACACACAAGGGGAGGAGACGAGCUCAGACCAUGUACCAUUUUACUCACUUCCAGUUUUUGA